AUGUCAUUGACCACCAAUGUCGAUGUGUUUAAGCCGCCUCGCAGAGGCUAUUACUGGAGUUAUUACAUCAUCACAAGUUCUCAAGAGCUAGAGUCCGCCCUGGCGCACCCUCUAGCGCAAACCUAUCCGGUCGUGCUCAUGUUCUGGGCGAGCUGGAACGAGCCGUGCAGGGUGAUGAUGAGACCCUUCAGGGCCAUGGCCGUGGCUAAGAGAAGGGCGGCCAUAUUCUGCCAGGUGGACGUCGACAAGUUCAAAGAUAUCGUGGAGCGGUACCGAGUGGAGGCGCUGCCGACGUUCCUGCUGCUCAAGCAAGGCGUGGAGAAGGGCAGGGUCGUCGGCGCCAAGGUCGGGGACCUCAGCAACAUCAUCAUGGCCAACAUAUAAAUGAUACAGUACUACUGGUACUAGAUUCGAUCUGUCGACUGAUGGUCUUUCAGUUUGGUAUAUUAUUGGUGAAUCAACAGUUGAGAUAUGUAUGAUUCAUCUUGUCGAAAAUCUCAACCACUUCCCUCUUAAACAGCCCUGCAGCACUCUGUCGGUCUAGGAAACUACUGUGCACAUGACAUAUAGGGUGAACGACAAUUGCACGAUGGUACAUCUAGCGGUUUGCAAACAGUUGUUUCCAUGCAUGGUCGUCUUCAAUGGAUUGUGGUUCAAAAAUCGUAUACGCAUUGUCGCCUCCAUAGCAGACCUGAUAAUUAAAUAGCAUACUGUGCAUGAGUUGUGCACUUGCCAA
This is a messenger RNA of Triticum aestivum (bread wheat), 736 nucleotides long. RefSeq names its product thioredoxin H-type. The transcript is spliced from 4 exons. The record is from RefSeq and is a predicted model, not a curated record. Bases 1 to 384 code for a protein of 127 amino acids. Lineage: Eukaryota; Viridiplantae; Streptophyta; Magnoliopsida; Poales; Poaceae.